Mesoplodon densirostris (Blainville's beaked whale) is the source of this 1207-nucleotide messenger RNA. RefSeq names its product tetraspanin 5 (gene TSPAN5). Gene Ontology annotation, cellular component: membrane. The coding region runs from base 172 to 978 and encodes 268 amino acids. Lineage: Eukaryota; Metazoa; Chordata; Mammalia; Artiodactyla; Ziphiidae. The transcript is spliced from 8 exons. Gene Ontology annotation, biological process: regulation of vascular endothelial growth factor signaling pathway; protein localization to plasma membrane; protein maturation. The record is from RefSeq and is a predicted model, not a curated record.
CGGGAGCCGCUCUCCGCAGGUCGGUCCUUGCGCUGUUCAGCCCCGACCGCUGCGCUGCGGCCCCCGAGCGGCGUCCCUGAGCCCCAGCACCCCGCCGUGCUGCUCCGAGCAACGGUGCUCAGGGGCUCCAAACUCGGGCUGCCGGGGCAAGUGUCUUCAUGAACCCAGAGGAUGUCCGGGAAGCAUUACAAGGGUCCUGAAGUCAGUUGUUGCAUCAAAUAUUUCAUAUUUGGCUUCAAUGUCAUAUUUUGGUUUUUGGGAAUAGCAUUUCUUGGAAUUGGACUGUGGGCGUGGAAUGAAAAAGGAGUUCUGUCCAACAUCUCUUCCAUCACCGAUCUUGGCGGCUUUGACCCAGUUUGGCUCUUCCUCGUGGUAGGAGGAGUGAUGUUCAUUCUGGGAUUUGCUGGGUGCAUUGGAGCUCUACGGGAAAACACUUUCCUUCUCAAGUUUUUUUCUGUAUUCCUGGGAAUUAUUUUCUUCCUGGAGCUCACGGCCGGGGUUCUGGCAUUUGUUUUCAAAGACUGGAUCAAAGACCAGCUGUAUUUCUUUAUAAACAACAACAUCAGAGCGUACAGGGAUGACAUUGAUUUGCAAAACCUCAUAGACUUCACCCAGGAAUAUUGGCAGUGCUGUGGGGCUUUUGGAGCUGAUGAUUGGAACCUAAAUAUUUACUUCAAUUGCACAGAUUCCAAUGCAAGUCGAGAGCGAUGCGGCGUGCCCUUCUCCUGCUGUACUAAAGACCCCGCAGAAGAUGUCAUCAACACUCAGUGUGGCUAUGAUGCCAGGCAAAAACCAGAAGUCGAUCAGCAGAUCGUAAUCUACACGAAAGGCUGUGUGCCCCAGUUUGAGAAGUGGUUGCAGGACAACUUAACCAUUGUGGCUGGUAUUUUCAUAGGCAUUGCAUUGCUACAGAUUUUUGGGAUCUGCCUGGCCCAGAACCUGGUGAGUGAUAUUGAAGCUGUCAGGGCUAGCUGGUAGAGUACCUGCAACAGCUGCCUCCAGACACUGGACAGACCCCGCCUUCCUGACCCUCCAGUGCACCCAACUGAUACCCAUGCUGCACGGACCCUAAUCACAGAGGCAUCCUGCGAUCCCACCUGAUGGAGCUGCCAUCAGAACUUAGUUUUUGGGGGGUAGAACUGGGAAAUGCUGCUCACUGACAGAAUUAAAAAAAAAAAAAUUAACCAGUAUGAAAGCCGUUGCGCCG